This is a messenger RNA of Alternaria ethzedia, 924 nucleotides long. RefSeq lists its product as uncharacterized. The coding region runs from base 1 to 924 and encodes 307 amino acids. Gene Ontology annotation, molecular function: amine-lyase activity. The record is from RefSeq and is a predicted model, not a curated record. The transcript is spliced from 3 exons. Gene Ontology annotation, biological process: pyridoxal 5'-phosphate biosynthetic process; pyridoxine biosynthetic process; amino acid metabolic process. NCBI's taxonomy places the organism in Eukaryota, Fungi, Ascomycota, Dothideomycetes, Pleosporales, Pleosporaceae.
AUGGCAACUGAACUCCCCACCACAAACGGCCACGGCGCACAGGAUGGUGAGAACAACUUUGCCGUCAAGGCCGGUCUGGCACGCAUGCUGAAGGGCGGAGUCAUUAUGGACGUUGUCAACGCCGAGCAAGCACGGAUAGCAGAAGAAGCCGGUGCAUCAGCCGUCAUGGCUCUGGAGCGCGUCCCCGCCGACAUUCGAUCCCAGGGUGGCGUAGCCCGCAUGAGCGACCCCAAGAUGAUCAAGGAGAUCAUGGACACAGUAACCAUCCCCGUCAUGGCCAAGGCGCGAAUUGGCCAUUUCGUCGAAUGCCAGAUCCUCGAAGCCCUAGGCGUAGACUACAUUGACGAAUCCGAAGUCCUGACCCCCGCCGACGCCAUCCACCACGUCUCCAAGCACCCCUUCCGCAUCCCCUUCGUGUGCGGCUGCCGCGGCCUCGGCGAAGCCCUCCGCCGCAUCUCCGAAGGCGCCGCCAUGAUCCGAACAAAAGGCGAAGCCGGCACGGGCGACGUCAUCGAAGCCGUGCGCCACAUGCGCACUGUAAACAGCGAGAUUGCGCGCGCAAAGAGCAUGUCGGACGAGGAACUGUACUCGUACGCAAAGGAGCUGCAGGUCGACUACGCGCUGCUCAAGGAGACGGCUAAGCUGGGCCGUCUGCCUGUUGUCAACUUUGCGGCGGGCGGUGUUGCGACGCCCGCUGAUGCCGCGUUGAUGAUGCAGUUGGGCUGUGAUGGUGUUUUCGUUGGCUCGGGUAUCUUCAAGUCUGGGGAUGCGGCCAAGCGGGCUAAGGCUAUUGUGCAGGCGGUUACGCAUUACAAGGACCCCAAGGUGCUUAUGGAGGUUAGCAUGGAUCUGGGCGAGGCUAUGGUUGGUAUCAACUGUGGUAGCAUGGGCGAGGACGAGAAGCUCGCUAAGAGGGGGUGGUAG